This is a messenger RNA of Aureococcus anophagefferens, 1717 nucleotides long. RefSeq lists its product as hypothetical. Gene Ontology annotation, biological process: positive regulation of transcription elongation by RNA polymerase II; transcription elongation by RNA polymerase II. The record is from RefSeq and is a predicted model, not a curated record. Gene Ontology annotation, molecular function: nucleosome binding. Gene Ontology annotation, cellular component: FACT complex. Bases 187 to 1542 code for a protein of 451 amino acids. NCBI's taxonomy places the organism in Eukaryota, Pelagophyceae, Pelagomonadales, Pelagomonadaceae. The transcript is spliced from 10 exons.
CAGGAAGGAGUUGUAUGCGACAAUCAAGCUGAUUCUGCAUCUCAGCUCAGUGUGGCCGAGCUGAACACAUUUCACUCAACAAGAGAGUAUCCAAGUGACCUGAUUCCAAAUGAGAUAUAUGUUGAUUUGGCAGCACAAGUAGUCUUCGCCCCAAUCAAUGGCAGUCCAGUCCCAUUUCAUAUUAGCAUGAUAAAGAAUGCUGUGCAACCAGAUCCCGAUCGUACGGCCACGUACCUCCGUCUGAACCUCUACACGCCUGGUCAAUCACUUGCAAAGGAAGUCGCCACCACCACUGGAAAGCUAAUCGAUCAACAUGGUCGAACUUCGACAUUUAUCAAGGAAAUGCUCUAUCGUAGUCGCGAGCCACGUCGGCUGACCGCUGCUUAUCGCAUGAUCCAGGAAUUGCGGAAGCGGUUUCGCCAGCACGCAGCCCGUGUGGCUGAGGAGGCAGACCUUAUUAUUCAAGAAAAACUUGUUAAAAUGCGUGAUCAGCGGAUACCCCGCAUGACUGACCUAACGAUGCGACCCUUUUUGAGUGGAAAAAAAACAACUGGGUCGCUCGAGGCUCACACAAACGGUCUACGUUUCAGCUCCAAAAAACAUGAAAUGGUUGAUAUCAUGUAUACUAACAUCCAGCACAGCCUUUUCCAGCCUUGCGAAUGCGAAGUAAUGGUAUUGAUUCAUUUUCAUCUUCAAAAUCCAAUUCUUAUCGGGAAAAAAAAAACCCAGGAUGUUCAAUUCCUCACUGAGGUCGUUGAUGCAUCAGUUGCCCUAGACGGUGUCCGUCGAUCCAUGUACGACCCCGACGAACUUGACGAAGAGCAACGAGAACGCCACUUGCGUAAGAAGCUCAAUGAGAUGUUUAAGGAAUUUUGCAAGAAGGUGGAACGGAUAGCCAAGCAUCAUCAUCAUCAACUUGAGUUCGAUAUACCGUAUCGAGAUCUUGGAUUCCACGGAGUGCCAAAUAGAGAGAUGGUCCUUAUUCAGCCUACAGUUCAUUGUCUGGUGAACAUCACAGACACACCGUUUUUUGUAGUCGAGCUCAACCACGUGGAGCAUGUUCACUUUGAGCGUUGCACUUUUCGAUCAAAGAACUUUGACAUGGUGAUCAUCCUUAAAAACUUCGAAAUUGCACCGUUAUCAAUCAAUGCCGUGCCGAUGCACGAACUCGACUCAAUUCAGGAAUGGCUCACGGACUGCUCUAUCACAUAUACCGCCUAUUGCAGCGAAAUUCACGAGAUUGAUGUCAUGAGUCUAGUGAGAGGCGAUGCACGGUUUUACCAGGCGACUGAUGAAAACGACGAGCCUAAACCAGCUGGCUGGCAAUUCCUCCAAGCUGAUGAUGAUGAAGAAAUGGAUGCGGAAGAGGAUGAUGGCGACGAAGACUACAACGAAAGUGACGAUGACGACGAAGACGACGAUGAUGAUGAUGAUGAUGAAGAUGAAGAUGAGGACGAGGAGGACGAGGAAGAUGAGGACCAGGACGAGGACGAGGCGGCCGUGGAGGACGAGGUAUGUUCUAGUUACCAAACUCUAGAGUAAAGUACGGUAAAUAUUUCUGUUAGGAUGACGACGUACUUGAUUGGCGCUAACCAGAGUAUAGACCGAGACUAAACCGACACUUACGUGUGUGCGUGUGCUCCAGGGACUCUAUGGAUGCAGUUGCUGAACAGGAGGAUCGCAUGAAGCGAAUUGUUCUGCCGUGAAAUAAGCUCCC